This is a messenger RNA of Aspergillus sclerotioniger CBS 115572, 1806 nucleotides long. RefSeq names its product serine/threonine protein kinase. Gene Ontology annotation, cellular component: cytoplasm; nucleus. The transcript has 6 exons. Gene Ontology annotation, molecular function: ATP binding; protein binding; protein serine/threonine kinase activity. NCBI's taxonomy places the organism in Eukaryota, Fungi, Ascomycota, Eurotiomycetes, Eurotiales, Aspergillaceae. The coding region runs from base 1 to 1806 and encodes 601 amino acids. The record is from RefSeq and is a predicted model, not a curated record. Gene Ontology annotation, biological process: meiotic recombination checkpoint signaling; protein phosphorylation.
AUGUCCCAGGCUCAGCUCCCCUACUUUGUUGGCACCCUGUCUGAAUGGAACCCAGAGACUCAGCAAGAGAGCAAUCCACUCGCCAUCUUCCAUCAUCAGAAGAUAUAUGUUGGACGAGACCCGAAGAAGUGCCAAUAUGUCGUGAAUCAUAUAGAUGUUUCGCGGAGACAUCUCCAUAUCUAUACCGUUAUGUUCGACGAGGAGAAUCUGGGACAGAUUCCACCUUUGGUAUAUGCCAAGGACAUAUCCCAAAAUGGCACCUUCUGGAACACCUACUCCAUGGCAGAUAAAGGUGGCUUUCUCCUCGGGCAUGGUGAUAUACUCGAACUGGCGAGCGGAUACUUUCUCAGGUUCACAGACCCGGAGCAGACACAGGAAAAUGUAGACCCGGUCAGGGCCCAGGAGAUGAAAAUACUAGGCAGCACAUACUGCAUCACACCCCGUAAGCUAGGCUCGGGCGCUUACGGGCAAGUGUACAUGGCGUAUAAGAAAAUCGAUGGCCAGCAGCUCGCUUGCAAAGUUAUAGAUCUUCGGCCUAUCAGAGAUCAAAUAGUCAAGGAACCAUGGACAAUUGAUGAUGACGACGAGGAGGAUCCGGCUGUGGUGAGACGAUCUAAGAUCAAGGAACUCAACCUCGGAAAAAAGGCGCACUGCGACAACCACCAAGAAAGGCUUGACAAAAGGCUGGGAGGAGUCAACCGAGAGGCCACAUUACUGAAAGAUCUUUGUCACCCCAAUAUCAUUAGCGUCGAGAAAAUGAUACGAACCAGCUUCAAUGUCUAUCUCUUCCAGGAGCUGGUCCCUGGAGGAGACCUGUUCUCCUAUAUUCAGUACAAAGGUGGCAAGCUGGGUAAUAUCGAUGCUGCAGUCAUAGUUCGACAGAUUCUGCUGGCACUGGAUUACCUGCAUGAUCGGAAUAUCGUUCAUCGAGACCUGAAGCCGGACAACAUACUCAUGACAUCCUUGGCGGAUGGAUGCAGAGUUGUGCUGUCUGACUUUGGAUGCGCCACCCACAACCCUGGGCGCAUGUCCAGAGUUGUCGGCACUUUUGAGUACAUGGCCCCAGAAAUACACAGUGCUUCUUGCGGAGGCUAUACCGAAGCCGUAGACAUUUGGUCUCUAGGUUGCGUGACAGCAGUCUUACUCACGGGCAGUACUUCAUGUGGGGGCUCAUUAGAAGCGACAGGAUAUGUGACCGAGCUUGCCGAAAUUGGAGGCUUUGACAAGCUGGAAACAAGCCUACGCAGAAACAAUGCAAGUUACCGAGCUAUAGAUUUUAUACGUCGCCUUCUCAACUUCACUCCAUCGGAACGCCUGACUGCAAAGCAAGGGCUGGACCAUGAGUGGUUCACCAACCCAGCCCAUCUAGCUGAAUUUGAAUCACUUUACCAACGAUCGAUCAGGGAUUGGUCUCCAUGCCGCCCACUGGAGCCGUUUAUUGUUGAGAUUACGAGUUUGGAAUCUUUCAAGGACCGAAAAAAGGAGCGGGAAGCAGCGUCGAUUGACUCACACCUCGAGAAGGACUCGACUGCUUCCUAUAGGUCGUCUCCAGAGCAGAUGGAGUCAUCAGUUGAAACGCUGCGCACAUGGUCAACUGAAAAAGAAAGCUCCUCCACCUCAUCAUCAUCAUCAUCUUGGGAAGUGAAUAUACAUGAUGUUGCGUCUCCUACCUUGUCGGAUCCCAACUUCCCUCCGUCCCCGAGCUGGCAUAUGGUCGGCGAGUCAUUUUCACCGAGCCCAGAAAACCGAGAAGAGAUAAUAGCCUGGUACCAAGCAUGCUCGGCUCACGAAGUGGUGGAUACCUGA